CUCAUUAUUCAUUAGCGCGUGACAUUUGUUCCCCCCUCUCCUCCUCCCAAACCCCACCACCAACACCACCUUCCUUUCUCUCCUUUGUUUUAAAUCUGGAUUCUCCUUUGAUAGCUACCCUACCCUUCUUUUCCCUUCAUUUGAUUGUCAUUAUAACCAUCUCACCUUUCUUCCUCGAACCUUCUCCAAUAAAGUAACACGACUCCUUCUUCUUACCUCUCCCGUCAAUUUGGUCUUGUAACACUCUUUACCAAUCUUGAACAAAUCAAACAUUUGAAUUACCACUUACGACGACGACGACGACGACGACACCCCCCCACCGUGUUGUUUGUUGUUGUUUGUUAUGGCGUUCGCCGAUUAAUCGAACCCCAAUACAUGUGUACAUAUAUUAUAUAAAUAUAUUUAUUUAGUAUUUACCGAUUCAAUCAUCAUUCAUUAGUGUCCCCUCUUAUUCCUUUUUCCAUUGCCUUUACCCAAAUGAAUCCUCCACCACUCCCAACAACCACGUCGGAGCGUGCUAACCGCUCUCGUCGCCGUCCUGACUUAACCCUACCUCUUCCCAAAAGAAACCCAGCUCUCGCCGUCCCCCUCCCUCUGCCCCCUUCCUCCGCCCCUUCAUCCACCUCCACCUCUUCCAACUCAUCCUCAUCUAACUCUAACUCUGCUACGCUCAGUUUCUCCGAGUUGGAACGGAAGAAUCGGGUCGGCUCCGGCGCUGGUGGAACAGUUUACCAAGUCAUCCAUCGUCCUACAUCGCGGAUCUACGCUUUGAAAGUCAUAUAUGGAAACCAUGAGGAGAUGGUUCGCCGUCAGAUCUGCCGUGAGAUCGAGAUUCUCCGCGACGUUGACAACCCUAACGUUGUCAAAUGUUUCGAUAUGUUCGACCAUAACGGUGAGAUCCAGGUACUUCUGGAGUUCAUGGAUCGUGGAUCUUUGGAAGGUAAACACAUCGCAGAUGAAGCUUACCUCGCAGAGUUAUCUAGGCAAGUAUUGUCAGGGUUAGUCUAUCUUCAUAGACGACGAAUCGUUCAUCGAGAUAUAAAACCAUCAAAUCUGCUGAUUAAUACUAACCGACAAGUCAAAAUUGCUGAUUUUGGGGUGAGUCGAAUUCUUGCACAAACCAUGGAUCCAUGUAAUUCGAGUGUGGGGACAAUUGCAUACAUGAGCCCAGAAAGGAUUAAUACGGAUUUGAAUCAAGGGCUGUAUGAUGGAUAUGCAGGGGAUAUUUGGAGUUUUGGGGUUAGUGUAUUGGAGUUUUAUUUAGGGAGGUUUCCGUUCAAUGUUGGGCGACAAGGAGAUUGGGCAAGCUUGAUGUGUGCAAUUUGUAUGAGUGCUCCACCAGAGGCGCCGCCCACAGCUUCAAGGGAGUUUAGGGAUUUUAUAAGGUGUUGCUUACAGAGGGAGCCUGCCAGGAGGUGGACGGCGAUGAGGUUGCUAAAUCAUCCUUUUAUUGUUCAAAAUGCAGCUGUUGCUACUCAGACUAGUCAGAUGAGUAGUCAGAACCACCAGGUUCAUACUUCUCUCCGUCAAAUGUUGCCCCCUCCACUUCCUCAUUCAUCGUGAUUUUUAUCUUUUUUAAGUGAACAACUUUUCUUUCUUUUUUUUUCAAUCCAAUUGCAAAUUUUCUCUUUUUUGUGUUUUUUUUUGUAAUUUAAAUAUGAUGAUGAUGAUGAUGAUGAUGAUGAAAGAGGGGUGGGAAAUGGGCAGAGGAAUUGUAGUAGGUCUUGUGAGGUUAUUAUGAUCAACUGAAAAGAAAGCAAUCAUCAAUUACUGUAGCCUUUUUUUUUUUUGGAUAGUGUUGAUUCUUCAAUGGAAAAAGAAAGAAAUGAACAAGUGUGUUAUUUUCCCCGUUAUUAACAAGAUUUAUUGCUCUUCUUAACUAA
Spinacia oleracea (spinach) is the source of this 1883-nucleotide messenger RNA. RefSeq names its product mitogen-activated protein kinase kinase 5. Lineage: Eukaryota; Viridiplantae; Streptophyta; Magnoliopsida; Caryophyllales; Amaranthaceae. Gene Ontology annotation, cellular component: cytoplasm. Gene Ontology annotation, molecular function: protein serine/threonine kinase activity; ATP binding. Bases 478 to 1563 code for a protein of 361 amino acids. The record is from RefSeq and is a predicted model, not a curated record. The transcript has a single exon. Gene Ontology annotation, biological process: protein phosphorylation.